AUGAUAAACAUAACUGAAUUUUGAUCUAAAAAGCCGUUGAUCCAUUUGUUCAUAGACAAGUUCCUCUAUAUAAGCAUGGCAUUCAUGCUCAACAUUAACAUCACUCACUCAUCCACUUCAUCUGGUUUUUUUCCUUUUUUUCCUUUUUCUGCUUCUUCUCUGGCUGGCUAUUAUUUUCCUGUACCAGGGGGGGACGUAGAAACUGAAUAAUAAUAAAGGGAAAAAAAGAUUGUUUUUUUUUUAAUUAAUUCAUUUAAAAGGAAAAAAAAAAGAAAAGAAAAAAUGGUUGGGAAGGUUGCAAUAUCGGUGGUGUCCCUCCUGCUGGUGGUGGGUGUUGUGAUCGGAGUAGUGACGAUGGUUAGAAGCAACGACUCUUCUUCCCAUGAACCAGUACCCAACCCCACCAACUCCAUGAAGAUGAUCACCUCCAUCUGCGAACUCACCUCUUACAAGGAAUCUUGUGCCCACAGCCUCGAAUCCACUGCCAAGAACACUUCCUCCACCGCCACCGACUACAUACUUGCCGUCGUUCAGGCUGCUUUGACCGAGGUCCAGAAAUCCCUCGACACCACCGCUAAGGUUGUCGUUGACAAAAACGCCGACCAAUACAAUUACGUUGCCGUUGAGGACUGCAAGGACCUUCUUGACUACGCCGUCGAGACCCUUCAGGCCUCCAUCUCCGUCGUCGGCGACAACGACAUGCACACCGUCGAGGACAGGGCCCACGAGCUCCUCAGUUGGAUGACCGCCGUCUACGCCUUCCAGACUACCUGCGUCGACCAAAUCCAGAACCCCGAGUACAAGUCCGCCAUCGAGAAUGGCAUGGUCAACGCCACCCAGCUCACCCACAACGCCGUCAACAUUGUGGCGGAGCUGUCCCAGGUGCUGCAGCUCUUCAACAUCCAACAGACGACUGUCAACGCCACAUCCACCAGCAGCAGCGGCGGCAGCUCUCACCGCCGCCUGUUGAUGACCGAAGACGGAUACCCAACAUGGGUGGCGGCAGCCGACAGGAAGCUGCUGGCAAAGAGGGGAAACGCAAUCAGGCCGAACGCGGUGGUGGCCAAGGACGGCAGCGGUCAUUUCAAGACCAUCAACCAGGCUCUUGCAUCUUACCCAUCAAACUUCAAAGGCAGAUACAUCAUCUACGUGAAGGCCGGCGUGUACGACGAGCAAGUCAUCGUGGACAAGAAUAAGCCCAAUGUGUUCAUGUUCGGAGAUGGUAUUGGAAGGAGCAUAGUCACCGGAAAGUUAAACUUUGGAAAGAUGAAAAUCGGUACAAUGCACACAGCCACAUUCGCAAACGAGGCUGAAGGAUUCAUCGCCCGAUCAAUGACCUUCCGUAACGAGGCCGGCCCAGAAGGACACCAGGCGGUGGCUUUCCGUUCGCUAGGUGACAAGGCGGUCUUGUUCGACUGCAGCUUCGAGGGAUCACAGGACACAUUGUACUACCAAUUCCGCAGGCAGUUCUACCGAAACUGCCACAUAUACGGGACAGUUGAUUUCAUAUUCGGAAAGGGAGAUGCAGUGAUCCAAGACAGUGAGAUAGUAGUGAGGAAACCAAUGCCGAACCAGUUCAACACAGUGACAGCAGAUGGGAGAGAAAUCCAAAAGGGAAGUAACGGUUUGGUGAUACAGAACUGCCUGAUAGUACCAGACAAGUAUUUGUUCCCAACGAGGUUCCAAACACCAACAUACUUGGGGAGGCCAUGGACACCACAGGCACUGACAGUGGUGAUGCAGAGCAAGCUGGGUGACUUUAUCAGACCGGAGGGAUGGAGAGUGUGGGACGGUGCUAACAACCACAAGACAUGUGAGAUGUACGAGUACGCAAACAAAGGGCCAGGUUCAAGAACAGAUAAGAGGGACAAAGCUUUCUCACAUUUCAGAGUACUCAACACAGCACAAGCAGUUAAAUACACUGCUGGACAGUUUCUUGCUGGGGCCCAAUGGUUGCCCCAAACCGGUGUUCCUUUCAGGCUAGGCUUCUGAUCAUCAUGUCCUACUACUAUUACUAUACCCCCUUAAAUAAAUUUCAUUUUUUUUUAUUUAUUUUCAUAUUUCUAUGUUUAUGUAACUAGAACUUAAACUUGUACCUAUAAGUACAUGUGAGUAUGUACAUGGUGAAAUAUUCUUUGAUUCUAAGAGAAACUAAA
Erythranthe guttata (spotted monkey flower) is the source of this 2156-nucleotide messenger RNA. RefSeq names its product pectinesterase 4. Gene Ontology annotation, biological process: cell wall modification. The record is from RefSeq and is a predicted model, not a curated record. Gene Ontology annotation, molecular function: enzyme inhibitor activity; pectinesterase activity. NCBI's taxonomy places the organism in Eukaryota, Viridiplantae, Streptophyta, Magnoliopsida, Lamiales, Phrymaceae.